AUGUCUUUCAAACUCGAUCUCGAUACCCCAUCUUAUAAGGGGACUGUCUCAGUCAACACUGGGCUAUUCAUUGGCGGAAAGUGGGUUGAUCCUGUCGAAGGGGGCACCAUCGAUGUUGUCAAUCCCGCUACUGGGAAAAGACUCGUUGCCGUCUCAGCUGGCACGGCCAAGGACGUGGAUAUCGCAGUAGAUGUUGCAAGGAAAGCUUACCAAGAAUCUUGGGGCUUGAAAGUCCCAGGUGUGGAGCGCGGAAAGAUGCUUUACAAGCUUGCCGAUCUCAUUGAAGCCAAAAUUGACGAGUUCGGGGCCCUCGAAACUUUGGAUGUCGGAAGACCUUUCUAUAUGUCCAAGAACAUGGACGUUGCGUUUGCAAUUGCCGGCUUGAGGUACUUUGCUGGUCAGGCUGAUAAAAUCAAAGGAGAGACAAUAGAGUCAUCGGAACAAAAGUUUACCUACACUAGGCGCGAACCGUACGGCAUCGUGGGAGGAAUAAUUCCAUGGAAUGGUCCCUUGCUCUCGUGCAUAUUCAAAAUGGGACCGGCUGUUGCUGCGGGAAACGUCAUCGUUAUAAAGCCAUCUGAAUUCACACCGUUGACAUCUCUCAAAGUGGCUGAGUUGGUUAACGAAGCCGGCUUCCCACCUGGGGUUGUCAAUAUCGUUAACGGCUUAGGCUCGACUGUCGGUCAUACGAUUUCCUAUCACCCUCAGAUUUCGAGGGUCUCGUUUACUGGUAGUACUUUGACUGGGCGCAAAAUCCAAGAGGCUUCAGCUAAAUCGAACCUGAAGGUUGUUACGCUCGAAUUGGGUGGCAAGUCUCCAAACAUUAUUUUCGACGACUGUAACCUUGCGCAAACCGCGAAAUGGUCCGCAAGGGGCAUUUACUUUAAUAUGGGUCAGGCGUGUACCGCCGGGUCGCGUAUGUUCGUACAGGAGGGGAUUUACGACGAGUUCCUUGCCGCGUUCCAAGAAGAAACUAAGGUGUGGAGCCAACACACUGGAGAUCCUUUCGACUUGGAAACCCAGCAUGGACCGCAAGUUUCUCAGAUACAGUUUAAUCGUGUUAUGGGUUACAUCGACUCUGCGAGAGAGGAUGGAGCGACGAUUCUGACUGGAGGGUCGCGUCAUGGAAAGGAAGGGUAUUUUAUACAGCCGACUAUCAUUACGGAUACGAGGCCGGAUAUGAAGAUUAUUAAGGAAGAGAUAUUCGGCCCUGUUGCGUCGGUGAUUAAGUUCAAGACUGAAGAAGAGGUGAUCAAGAUGGCGAACGAUACGACUUACGGGUUGGCUUGUGGAUUGUUUACACAAAACGGCGCGCGGGCGACGAGAGUGGCGCAUGCGUUGGAGGCUGGAACGGCUUGGGUAAACUGCUAUAAUGUGUUUGACUUCAACGCACCGUUUGGUGGGUAUAAACAGUCUGGGAUCGGAAGGGAGUGGGGAUCUGAGGGUAUCAAUGAAUACACACAAAUCAAGUCGGUACAUGUUAAUGUAGGCAUGGAGAUUUGA
Molecule: messenger RNA, 1503 nt
Organism: Marasmius oreades (fairy-ring Marasmius)
Lineage: Eukaryota; Fungi; Basidiomycota; Agaricomycetes; Agaricales; Marasmiaceae
Exons: 13
Coding region: 1-1503 (500 amino acids)
Molecular function (GO): aldehyde dehydrogenase (NAD+) activity
Source: RefSeq, a predicted model, not a curated record